Molecule: messenger RNA, 2804 nt
Organism: Corapipo altera (White-ruffed manakin)
Lineage: Eukaryota; Metazoa; Chordata; Aves; Passeriformes; Pipridae
Product: endoplasmic reticulum membrane sensor NFE2L1-like
Exons: 2
Coding region: 227-910 (227 amino acids)
Biological process (GO): regulation of transcription by RNA polymerase II
Cellular component (GO): nucleus
Molecular function (GO): DNA-binding transcription factor activity, RNA polymerase II-specific; RNA polymerase II cis-regulatory region sequence-specific DNA binding
Source: RefSeq, a predicted model, not a curated record
AGCCGCUGAUGAAAUCGCAGCCGGGAGCGGAGGAGUCUUUGGACCUUCCCAUGGUCGGGACCUUUGACUCAUAAAAGGCUCCUUCAAAAGGCUUCGGGAGCAGAAGAAGGGAAGGAAGAGCGGCCGCAGCAGGAGACGGGGGGAGAGAAGGAGCAGAGCCCGACCUGGAGCGUGGGGAAUUAGGGGGGGAGAGAGGAAGGCGCUGUAUGUGGAGUUUUUGGACAAGAUGCUUUCUCUGAAGAAAUACUUCACCGAAGGCCUCAUCCAGUUCACCAUCCUGCUCAGCCUCAUCGGGGUCCGUGUGGACGUGGACACCUACCUGAACUCCCAGCUCCCUCCUCUGCGGGAGAUCAUCCUGGGCCAGAGCUCUGCCUACACCCAGACCCAGUUCCACAACCUGAGGAACACCUUGGAUGGCUAUGGCAUCCACCCAAAGAGCGUGGACCUGGACUAUUACUUCACCGCCCGCCGGCUGCUCAACCAGGUGAGGGCCCUGGACAGGUUCCAGGUGCCCAGCACCGAGGUCAGUGCCUGGCUGGUGCACAGGGAUCCCGAGGGAUCCGUGUCUGGGGGACAGCCCAGCGCCGGAUCCGGCCUGCAGGAUGGCAGCAGCGCCGAGAACGGGGUGAGGGAGAGCGGAGCCGAGCAGGGAUUCGGGGAGGAGCUGGAGGAUUUGGGAGCCGUGGCCGCGCCGGCGAACGGAGACCUCACCAAGGAGGUAGGGAAGAGCUGCUUUUCCCGGGAAAAGUUCGGGGUGAAGCUGUUUAAAGCUGGGAUCUGGGAGCUUUGUGGUGCACACCCAGCGAGCAGGACGGGACACUGUGUGUGUUUGGCACUUAGGGAAAGUGUGUCCCUGCUCGGGAAUGUCGCAAUCCUGGAUCCUGGCUCGGUUUCAGCGCUCCAGGGGUAAUUCCAGGGGAAAUUCCAGGGCGUUGGUUUUUUUUCCCCCCCUCCUCACUUUUUUGUUUGGUUAAUUCUGGGUUGAAAGGAAGAGUGAAAGGAGGGGGAAGGGGUUUUGGGGGCAGCAGAGCUCUCGUGACUCAGUGUUGGGCAAUGGAGCAAUCCAGCUGGGGAAUAAACAGGAGCAGUUGGGAAAGAGCCCCAGCCCAGGUGUGGAGCAGGUGGUUGGGUUACUUGACUGGAACCCGGCCAGGAUUCGUGAUCCCUGGCUCAGUUUUCCUCCCAGCUGGGUGGGGAGAGGUGAACUUGGAAAGGGGCUUAUUUCUCCAGCCCGAGCACAACCUUUGGGAUGCAAUUCCAGGCUCUUGGGGAGCUGCUGGUGUGGCUUUGGCGACGCUCCCUUCGUCCGGCGGCUCCGUGUGAGGGGGUGUCAGGGGUGAUCCAUGUCCUUGGGGUCUUCCCAGGAUCGUGGAGAGGGAUCAGUGGUGAUCUGUGGCCUCAGGUCCUUCCAGGGUUAGUGGCGAUUCCAAACCUUGGGUCCUUCCAGGGUCAGUGUUGAUUCCCAGCCUUGGGUCCUUCCAGGAUCGUGUGUGGGGGGGUGUCAGUGGCGAUUCCCGGCCUCGGGUCCUUCCAGCGUCGCUCCAGUGUCUCCCAAGUCGUGUCUGGGCGUGGGAAGAGUGGAAUUUGAGCCGGGCCAGCCCUGUCCCUGCAGGAGGGGAGGGCAGCUGGAUGCUGGGAGCUGUUGUCAUGUGGCUCUGGUGCAGCAGCAGGCAGGGAAUGGGAAUGGGGCGUGGGAAUGGGUGUGGGAAGGGGUGUGAGCGCCGCAGAGACAAAGGUGAUGCUUGCUUUGGGUCUGGGAUUGAUGGAUGAGCAGCGGGAUCCAUCCCUGGGAAUGGUGUCCUGAUUGGACCUGCAGGUUUUCCAUGGGUUUUCCCAUGGGGGUCUCCUGGCUCCGCUGGGCUGUGGGAUUGAGGGGGAAAAUCCCGUUCUGGGUUGGGAAGUGACCUUGGAGGUGUCAGAGGGUCACAGAACACGAGGCCAAACCUUCCCACCUUGUGCUGCUUCCCUGGGAGUGGAGAGAGGCAAUUCCCUGCCUCGGGAAUGGCGAAGGAUGUGAUGAAAUGCCCUGUGCAAGGUCACUCCUGGAAGGGUCUCUCCUCCUUCCCAAGGCUGCCAUUCCUGGCUGAGGGCCUGGGGAGCCUUCCCAGUGCCGGGUGGGGAAACAGGGAUCUGAUUUUAGGGAGGAAGGUUGCGGAUUUGGGGGAGGUGAAGGCUGGUGGCUCCUGUUUUCCAGAGGCCUCUGUGCAGCUGCAUCCCGGGAAUGAAGCUCCCUGCCGGGCUGGGAAUCUCCUCCAGGGCAGGGUGUGAGAUCCGCAGCUGCACCGAGCCUGCUCCCGGGGUUUGCAGCAUCCCUGCUCUUCCCGGGUGGCUGUUUUCCACGUUUUCCCCCCCCCAAGCCCCUGGAUGGACAGGAGGGGAGGGUGUUGUUGCCAGGGCCCAGCUCCAGGAAAUCCCGUCUGGCUCCCACGUCACUCCAGUCACACCAUCCCUGUGCCCUCCUCCCCCGGGGCCAGCCAGACCCAACUCGCUGCUGCCAUGCUCCAAACCAGCCUCGUUUUAGGGGGUUUUUGUAUUUUUUAUUUUUUUUUUUCCUUGGUUUUGGUGUCUUUGUCCCCAUCCUUGACUCCCUCCCCCAAACCUUUCCAAGGGGAGUAUCCCGGGAACUCUGCAGCUCCCUGGGAGGCACCUGCAGGGCCUGGGGCGGGUGAUGAUGAUCUGCAGAUGGCUCCAGGGCCGGGCUUUAAAUUUUUCCAUGACUUUCCCUGGCACAUUGCGACUCCCUGGGCCAGGCACGACCUUGCUUGGGAGUGAGGGGGGUGUGGAAUAUGGCUGAUUAUAAAUAA